AUGACUUGGUCAACACAGAAGAUAGCUCACUAUCUGAGUAACGGAGAUGCGGUCAACAUUCCAGCCACGUCAUUUCGGCAGUUCCGUCUUCUCAGAUUCCCAACAGGAACAUAUUUUCCUCCCGCGACCACAGUCGUCGCCUCCUGCGACCAUCGCCAUUGGCAACCACCGAUGCCUCCUCCCUGGCCACAGCCGUCGCCUCCUGCGGCCAUCGCCGCCAGCAGCCACCGCUGCCUCCUCUCGCGGCCACAACCAUCGCCUCCUGUGGCCGUUGCCGCCGACAACCACCGCUGCCUCCUCCCGCGGCCACAGCCGCCGCCUCCUGCUACCAGCACCGCCGGCAGCCACCGAUGCCUCCUCCUGCGGCCACAGCUGCCGCCUCCUGUGACCAUCGCCGCCGGCAGCCACCGCUGCCUCCUCCCGCGACCACAACUGCCGCCUCCAGCGGGUGUCGCCUCCGUCAGUCGUCGUUGCCUCAUCCCGCGGUCAUAG
Messenger RNA from Zingiber officinale, 492 nucleotides. RefSeq names its product pistil-specific extensin-like protein. The transcript has a single exon. NCBI's taxonomy places the organism in Eukaryota, Viridiplantae, Streptophyta, Magnoliopsida, Zingiberales, Zingiberaceae. The coding region runs from base 1 to 492 and encodes 163 amino acids. The record is from RefSeq and is a predicted model, not a curated record.